UCAUGAUGGCGAACGUUCAGGAAGCGCGCCUCGCGUACGUCUGAAUCAUUGAAUACGCGUAUUACAACAUUCCCCCGUUAUAAAUAAAUUACUGGUGUGUCAAUAAUGUUAUAGUUUUAGUGCUAAAAUCCGGUGGGUAUUUCUGUGUGCCAGUGCGUCAUUAUUGUGUUGCAUGAGUGAUCCCAAUGGGGUGCUGGGUAGUGCGCGGGAUGAUGGACGCCGUACGCCGGCCAGCACCGAACAGCUAACAAAAUGCGAAAGAGAGCCAGACUGCGUGGCGAUAGGUAGCAGACUGCGAGGGCCGAUGGGCACGCGUCCGCCCGCGGCCUUUUGGCCGCAACUCUGGGCCACUGUCGUCAGGAGUCUGCUGCUCAAAAAGCGCGACACUAGGAAAACCCUCGCCGAAGUUCUGGUUCCUCUAUACUCUCUGGGCGUGCUUAUAUUUCUCAAGAUGCUCGUGCCGAACCCUAAUUUUCCUGAAGUCAGGAAACCUGGCAGACUAUUAAGGAUCCACCACGACGUUAUAUCAGAUAACCAUUCCGUCGCUGUAGUGGCAGAUUGGGAUACUGCCAAUGGAACUUUGGGUUUUUUAGACGACAUAAACUCACUACUCAUCGAGUCCGGCCAACAUCCUGUCAACUGGAUCAGAUAUAACAACACAACAGAUCUAAACGAUGCAUACCACAACGACGCCAAGACGUUCCCUCUAGCUGUAAUUUUUCAUACCGAUCCUGGCGCUUAUGGCGAACCACUCAGAUACACAAUUCGUACGAAUCCAUCCCGCGAUGGAGGCACGCCUUCCACUAGGACCCUCACAACUUCACCAGCUAAAUGUCGAGAAAGAACUGGAUUUAAAGAUUGGUCUUCGGACUGGUCUAGAGGGGGACAGCUAAUACCUCUGUCAGAAAUGCACAGGGAAGAUACGUGUCCUGUACUACAGUAUUAUUAUACGGGUUUCUUGGCAUUGCAGACUCUGAUUGAUUAUGUUAAAAUUAAAAUGGAUACUGGGACUCGUUUCUUUCCACCUCGGGUAGAUCUACGUCAGUUUCCCAAACGACAGCAUACGGGAGACUGGCUGGUGAUUUUCAGGGUGAUCAUGCCGAUGUACAUGGUGAUGACGCUGUCACAGUUCAUAACCUAUCUCUUAAUGUUUGUGGUGGGUGAGAAAGAGAAGAAAAUACGGGAGGGGAUGAGAAUAAUGGGAUUAAAAGAUAGUGUUUAUUGGGGUUCGUGGUUUUUAAUUUACGCUGUUUUCGUUACAAUAUUGUCAAUCGUCAGCACAGUUUUGCUUUUCACUUUAAAGGUUUUCCAGCACUCGUCUUACAUCUUGAUUUUCCUGUUGAUGCUUCUUUUUGGAUUUACUAUCAUUACAUUCGCGUUUAUGCUUACGCCUUUCUUCGACAAGGCCAGGACUGCUGGAAUUCUGGGUAGUUUCGCCGUAAACUUGAUGAGCGGGCUAUACUUCAUCCAGGUGUUCGUAUCCAACGCUGAUUCUCUUGCCUUCUGGUUCGUCUCCCUUAUAAGCUCCAGCUGUUACGCCCUCGCCAUGGACAAGGCUCUAGUGUUGGACAUGGCGGGAGUAGGCGUGACCUGGGAUAAUUUAUGGAGUGGUCCUGGAGUUCCAUUCGGAGGCAGUCUCAUUAUGAUGGCAGUGGAUACAGUUCUCUAUGGAUUGGCUGCGUACUGGCUGGAUGCGGUUGUACCAAGCGAGUACGGCAUCAAACAGAAGCCGUGGUUUUGUUUGCUGCCGUCGUUCUGGGUGGGGCGGCGAACGCGCGUGUCGGCCGAACAUCUGCACUCCAACGGAGACGCGCUGCACAAGGACAUCGAGCCCGUACCCAAAGAACUACAAGACAAAGAGGCGAUUAGAAUCGUUGGGCUACAGAAGAGUUUUCGUCAUUGUCGGAGACCGGAAGUAAAAGCGAUCGACGGAAUUGACCUGAGCAUUUACGAAGGACAAAUAACAGCCGUGCUGGGACAUAAUGGCGCUGGGAAGUCCACGCUCUUUAACAUCCUCACAGGGUUAACGGCACCGACAGCUGGAACAGCAUACGUAUAUGGCUUAGACGUUAGGGAUCCAAAUGAUAUGCAUGAGAUACGUCAGAUGAUCGGCGUGUGUCCGCAGCAGGAUGUUCUGUUCGACUUGCUCUCUGUUAAAGAACAUUUGCAGUUCUUUGCUGCUGUCAAGGGUAUACCACGUCGAAGAAUAUCCGAUGAAGUGCAUAAAGCGCUAUCGGAAGUUGGACUCCUGGACCAAGCGUCGGUAUUCUCGAAACAUCUUUCUGGGGGGCAGAAGAGGAAACUUAGUAUAGCUAUCGCCUUUAUAGGAGAUCCUAAAAUAAUAAUCCUAGAUGAGCCAACAGCAGGAGUAGAUCCGGUGUCCAGGAGGCAGACUUGGCGAAUCUUACAACGAGCGCGUCGGGGGAAAGUCUUGUUGCUGACGACACAUUUCAUGGACGAGGCUGACAUCUUGGGGGAUCGGAAGGCCGUUAUUAGCAAAGGACGGGUCCGUUGCGCUGGAACAUCUUUAUUUUUGAAAAACAAGUUUGGAAUCGGAUACCAUUUGACGCUGGUUUUAGAUGGCGCGUGCCGCGAGCACCAGAUCACGCGGCUGGUGCGCGGGCACGUGCCGCGCGCGGAGAAGGCGCGGCGCCACGGCCGCGAGCUGUCCUACAUCCUGCCGCACUACGCCGUGCACCUGUUCCCGCCGCUCUUCCACGCCAUCGAGCUCGAGAUACGCGACAAGACCAACCGCCUGGGUAUAACGAGCUACGGCGUGUCGAUGACGACCCUGGAGGAAGUGUUUCUGAGCCUGGAGGGGGAGAACGCAGAGGAGACGGAGGCGGUGGAGGGAGUGUCAUCUGUGAAGCUCGUACGGGCGCGCGCACUCUCGCGCAGCCUCUCGCUGCAGAGCAAGACCUUGAGCUACCAGGAGUUGAACGAUAAGGACCAACAGAAGACGACAUCUCUCCCGACCCCGCCCGCCUCGCACGCGCUGCACUCCACCACGCACGGCGUCGAGCAUGUUAAGGUGACACCGGAGGCGCCGGUGUCGGUGGACGUGCUCGGCGAGAUGGUGAAGACGAACCCGUCGUGUUGGCGCACGUUCUGCGCGCUCGUCUACAUCCGCACCGUGCGCAUGAUACGGGACCCCUACAAGCUCUACGUUAUGAUUUUCAUGCCCAUCAUCUCUUGCGCGCUCGGGCUUUACAUGAAGUCUCGCCAAAUCGUCUUUUUUCGAAUGCAGCCCCUCAAAUUGGAACCAAAUGCUUAUUUCAAUAAGACACCGAUUGCACUGUACAGUGAACAAGAUAACUUUAAGGAAAUCGCUGAUUUUAAGGAUUCUUUAGAAACAUUAGGUGCUCAUCCAAUAGAUCUAUUUGAUGGAAACUUCUCGAGUCUUCUAGAUAUGGAGAAUUUUGGAGCGUUUAGUUUGAAGGACAGCCUAAUUCCUUUUGGGAAAAUUAUGGCCUACUACAAUAGCACGUAUACUCAUAGCUUGCCUAUUAUAAUAAACUUAUUGGACAAUAGUAUAUACAGGGUAUUAAUGACGGCCUCCGGUCAGCUGGAAAGUUUCAAGCCUAUAGAGGUCCUCACCCACCCCUUCCAGCAGACGGAACAGCAAGAAGAGUUUAACUUAGGGAACGUAGUGUGCGCUAUUUUUAUGGGAAUGAUAUUCGCACUCGUACCCGUCACGUUGGCUGUCGACAUCGUGUACGAUCGAGAGAUAAAAGCGAAGAACCAGUUACGCGUGAACGGUCUGUCGAUGAGCAUGUACUUCUUAACGUACUUCACUAUCCUCAUCUUCAUUAUGAUCGUCACCAGCGCCGGAGUUCUGGUCCUUGUGAUCCUCAACGAUAUACCAAGUCUAACCAACGGUUCAGCCAUCAUGAUGCUCUGCGGUCUGUUGAUCUUGUACAGCCCGUCCGCCAUAUUGUUUAACACGUGCCUGUCUUAUAUCUUCGACAAAAUGGAUUCCGCUCAGAGUAUCAUGCCAAACAUUACCACUUGGGUGGGCGUCAUACCUUUCAUAUUGGUAGCUGUUUUGGAUACUUUUAAAUGGGGUAGCAACAUCGCCUUUUACCUUCACUUAGUGUUCAGUUUUCUAGACGUUAUGUACAUACCGUAUGCGAUCAUUUAUUAUGUUGAUAGGGUAUAUGUAACCUGUAACCUCCGAGGGCUGUGCACAGUGCCGUCACUGUCCAGCUACUUCACGGCGGAGGUGUGGGUGCUGAUCGUGGCCAUGCUGGUCCAUGUGCCCAUAUGCGGCGCCGCUCUGUUGGCGGCGGACAGGCUCAAAUCGGGGGGGAGGAUAUGUCCACGCAAGGGCGGCGCGGCGGCGGCCGACGGCGAGGCGGACGCGGGCGGCGGGGAGGGCGGCGAGGACGACGACGUGCGGCGCGAGAGGCGCCGCGUGGCCGGCCUGCUCGCCGCGCGCGACGCGCACGCGCCCGCGCUGCUCGUGCACAAUCUUCGCAAGGAGUAUAAGCUUCGUGGGACGAGGAACGGCAACGCGUGCUGCGGCGGGGGCGAGGCCCUGAAGCGCGCCGCCCUCGCGCGACUGUCGCUCGCCGUCCAGGGCGGGGAGGUCUUCGGCUUGCUCGGUCACAACGGGGCCGGGAAGACGACCACCAUGAAGAUCAUCACGGCCGAGGAGCGACUCACCUGCGGCACCGUGAUGCUCGGCGGGCAGAACAUCGAGGAGGCGCAGUCGGGCGCGUUCCAGAUGCUCGGCUACUGCCCGCAGCACGACGCGCUGUGGAAGAACGUCACCAUCCGCGAGCACAUCGAGUGCUACGCCGCCAUACGCGGCAUCAGCAAGGCCGACACGCCCCGGAUCGUGGACGCGUACCUGAACGGGCUGCAGAUAACGGAGCACGCGAGCAAGAACGCGGAGGAGUGCUCGGGCGGCACGCGCCGCAAGCUGUCGUUCGCGCUCGCCAUGGUGGGCAGCCCGCGCGUCGUGCUGCUGGACGAGCCCUCCACCGGCAUGGACCCGCGCAGCAAGCGCUUCCUCUGGGACACCAUCCUCGCGAGCUUCCAGGGUAGAAAAGGUGCUAUUUUGACAACACAUUCCAUGGAAGAGGCUGACGCUCUAUGUUCUAGAGUCGGGAUCAUGGUGAAGGGUGGAUUGAGGUGUAUUGGUUCAACGCAACAUUUAAAGAACUUGUACGGCGCGGGAUACACGCUGGAGAUGAAGAUAGGUCAACAGAACCAAAAAUCGACGAUGUUAGAAUCAGAUCUGUCGUUGACGCCUUCGCCCUUACGAUCAGCGAAUAAUUCUCCGUCGCUGGGCGAGGCGGAUGAAGGCUCGGGAGCAGGCUCUGCAACGGUGGAGGCGGAGGUCGAGGCGGAGGGCGAGGGCGAGGGCGAGGGCGAGGCGGUGGACGUCAGCAUACACACGCCCCUGGUGGGCAACACGUCGUCCGCGCGGCUGCAUCACCAACGCACGGAGUCGGGCGGCGGCGCCAGCUCGGAGGCCGCCAUCGCGCUGGUGGCGCAGCUGUUCCCGGCCGCCGUGCUGGAGGAGAGCUUCGCGGAGCGCCUCGUGUUCUCCGUGCCGCAGUCCUCCGUCUCCAGCCUCGCGAGGUGCUUCCAGCAGAUCGAGGAGGCGAAAGAAAAGUUGAACAUCGUCGAGUAUAGCUUUAGUCAGACGACGUUGGAGCAGGUGUUCCUGAAAUUCGCACAAUCCGAGAACGUCGAAUCUUCAGACCAAGAACAUUAGGAAAACGUUUAUAGUGUAAGGUUUAAAAUAAUAAUAAAAGCGACGAUUUAACUUGACGAUUUUAUAAAGGAUAAACAUUAAUACGUAAAACGGUAUAAUUUUUCUAUUAAACCAGGCCUAAAAUACGGCCAAUGUAAUAAUUAAACUUUGCAAUAUUCCGCAGCGCUUCUUUGCAAUCGCAAAGUUAUAUAAUCUGUAGAUGAGCGUCAGUGUCACAGAUAAUAAAUUAAUUGAAUAAAAUCGUCGAGUGGUUCAAUCCAGUUUAGAUAUAUCGGGCUUUUUGAAAAAAAAAAAAUGUAAAAUAAUUGAUACGCUUCAGAUAUUCAGUAGUUUAUUUCUUUAGGUUCCCGAGCUUUUGUAUUGAGACCGAUGAGAGAAUAAUAUUUAGGUGUAGUAUAUUUCAAGAUGGAGGCAUAAUUUUUCCGCUUUCUCAUUGGUCGUUUUACUGGUUGGCACUUUACGAGCCCACAGGGUGAAAGAGGAAAUCGAUCUUGGAAAUAAUUCAUUAGGUCUGGUUUAGUGACGUCAGAAAAUAGUAAAAAUUUCAUGAUAAUGGGUAAUAAUAUUAUGGUGGGUUCUCUAUUACCAUUAGAAAGCCAUUCAAAUUGAAUGGAUUGAAUAUUACGGACCAUUAAUUAGUUAUGUUCAAUUAAAUUUAAAAAAAGAUUCGUGGUGAGAAGAA
This is a messenger RNA of Vanessa tameamea, 6407 nucleotides long. RefSeq names its product cholesterol transporter ABCA5-like. NCBI's taxonomy places the organism in Eukaryota, Metazoa, Arthropoda, Insecta, Lepidoptera, Nymphalidae. The transcript has 36 exons. The record is from RefSeq and is a predicted model, not a curated record. Gene Ontology annotation, cellular component: membrane; intracellular membrane-bounded organelle. Gene Ontology annotation, biological process: transmembrane transport; lipid transport. Gene Ontology annotation, molecular function: ATP hydrolysis activity; lipid carrier activity; ABC-type transporter activity. The coding region runs from base 173 to 5725 and encodes 1850 amino acids.